Phoenix dactylifera (date palm) is the source of this 2204-nucleotide messenger RNA. RefSeq names its product poly(ADP-ribose) glycohydrolase 1. Gene Ontology annotation, biological process: regulation of DNA repair; ATP generation from poly-ADP-D-ribose; carbohydrate metabolic process. Gene Ontology annotation, molecular function: poly(ADP-ribose) glycohydrolase activity. The record is from RefSeq and is a predicted model, not a curated record. Gene Ontology annotation, cellular component: nucleus; cytoplasm. NCBI's taxonomy places the organism in Eukaryota, Viridiplantae, Streptophyta, Magnoliopsida, Arecales, Arecaceae.
UUCUGCUCUUUUCUCAAGACUCCCGCGAUAGUCUUGCAUAUAUUUCCUAACCUUCUGCUCCCCUUGUCUUCUUCGCGAGCGAUGGAGAAGAGGGAGGAUCUGAACUCCAUCCUCCCCUUUCUUCCUAUCAUCCUUCGCUCCUCCUCCCUAUUCUGGCCCUCGAAAGCCCUAGAAUCUCUCAAAGCCCUAGCCCUCGGCCCCGACGUCAGCCGCGUCGAUUCCGGAGAGGUCCUCUUCGACGCCAUCCUCGAUCUCAGGGACGCCAUCGGCCUCUCCUCCGAACGGCUAGCCUCCAGAGCCGCCGAUGGAUACGCCCUCUUCUUCGACGAGCUGAUGUCUAGGGUGGAUUCGAGGGUGUGGUUUGGAGAGGUCAUUCCGAGCCUUGCAAAGUUGUUGGUGCGGUUGCCUUCUCUUUUGGAAGCCCAUUAUCAGAAUGCCGAUGAAGUUUUUGGUGAAGGAAAAGCUGGGCUUCGCAUAAUGGGCCCACAAGAAGCAGGCAUUGUGUUUCUAAGUCAGGAAUUAAUAGCUGCUCUUCUUGCAUGCUCACUGUUUUGCUUGUUUGCCACCAGUGAAAGGAGUGUCAGAUAUCUUCCACUCAUUAACUUCGAUCAGUUAUUUGCGGCCCUUCAUCCUCAUGGUAAACAGAGCCAGGAACAGAAAAUAAAGUGCAUUGUUCACUAUUUUGAGAGGAUAUGCCACUGCAUGCCUACAGGUUUUGUUUCCUUUGAACGGAAAUCCCUUCCUCUGAAACAAAGUUGCCAUGACAUAUCAUAUCCCAAGGCUGCUUUUUGGAGGAAAUCUACUGUUUCUCUUUGCCCGUUUGAGGUCUUUUCUUCUGGCUUGAUUGAAGAGCAACAAUGUGAAGCUCUUGAAGUAGAUUUUGCAAAUGAAUAUUUGGGAGGAGGUGCUCUUAACAGGGGCUGUGUGCAGGAAGAGAUUCGAUUUAUGAUCAACCCAGAAUUAAUUAUUGGCAUGCUUUUCAUGGCCUCCAUGGGUUAUAAUGAGGCAAUAGAAAUUGUUGGUGUAGAAAGGUUUUCAUGUUAUGUGGGGUAUGGCUCCUCGUUCUGUUUUGCGGGUGACUACCUGGAUAAGAAGCUAUUUGAUUCAAUAGGCAGGAGAAAGACAAGGAUUGUUGCAAUAGAUGCUUUAUGCAGUCCAAGAAUGAUGCAGUAUGAAGUUGAUUGUCUGGUUAGGGAAACAAAUAAAGCAUUUUGUGGAUUUCUGGAUAGUUCAAUAUAUCAGCACUGCUUGAAGAUUUUUCAAGAUGCUGAUGAGAACAGUAAUGAAGUUUCCAUUGCUAACCGCAACAUUUUUCCAGUUUGUGAAACUACUACUACUACUGAACAAGUCAAAGAUCCGGACAUUUCUGAAAAUGAAAGUGCAAGCAACUUGGACUUGAUUGGUAAUACUGAAAAUAAAAGCUGUCAGGUAAUAGACUCCCAGGAGGAUAUUGGGAUUGCAACUGGAAACUGGGGCUGUGGAGCUUUUGGUGGAGACCCUGAAAUUAAGAGUAUGAUCCAGUGGCUGGCUGCAUCGCAGGCAUUAAGACCUUUCAUCCACUAUUACACAUUUGGAGAAGCAGCCUUGCAGAGACUAGAACAGGUGACUCAAUGGAUCUUGCUGCAUGGAUGGACGGUGGGUGACUUGUGGAGCAUGAUAGUUGAAUACUCAUUCCAAAGGUUAAGUGGGGAGGCUAAUGUCGGGUUUUUAACUUGGCUCUUACCUGAUCACAGCACAAGAGAUGUGCAAUAUAUGUCAGAGUAGUGUCAUUCUUCAGCUGGUCUUCAGAAGCAAAUGGAAUUGAUUUUUAAAAUUUUCUAGUUUAUUUCUUCUAAUGUGCGACUCAUUUAGUUCUUUUUCUCUUUUUUUGGUGUUUGACUAUAAUUUGGCUAUAUCACUUCCUGAUAGCUAUCAGUAAUCUUAUUACUCUCUGCCAGGAGUGAAGGUUGUUGGGAGUUAGAGGGGGAGGUGUGGAAUGCAGUCAUAAUAUUCUGUUUAAAUUCUGCCAACUUAGGAGGAUUUUUCUAAUUGUCGGGGCAGUCAUAAUAUAUGUUCUUUUGUUUUCCUGAUGGCACGUAUAUAUGCUGCUAAUCUUUAACAUCAUUGGCUUGAUAUGUAUGCUGGAGAGGCAUCUCAAGUAAAUGAUGGAUAAUGUAAAGAUGAUAAGACUAAUUUUGCGUGAAUCUUUUCAAUUUUUUUAAAAA